This is a messenger RNA of Mandrillus leucophaeus (drill), 2148 nucleotides long. It is a transcript of the gene B3GNT8, whose product is annotated as UDP-GlcNAc:betaGal beta-1,3-N-acetylglucosaminyltransferase 8. Gene Ontology annotation, cellular component: membrane. Gene Ontology annotation, molecular function: protein N-acetylglucosaminyltransferase activity. The record is from RefSeq and is a predicted model, not a curated record. The transcript has 2 exons. Lineage: Eukaryota; Metazoa; Chordata; Mammalia; Primates; Cercopithecidae. Bases 717 to 1910 code for a protein of 397 amino acids.
UGUCUCACCCCAGUUCUCCUCUCUGCUCCCGGGCCGUCCCUUCCCUCUCCACAAUGUCUCUGUCUCUCCUCCCCCUCACCAGCCCCUCCCCCCACCACCCUGACUGGGCAGCGACAACAAACAUCCCUCUCUCUGGCGGGCCCGCCGAUCCCUUCCCACUCAGCACAUUCACUGCCGCCUCCUGGCCAUGGGCGCCGCCGGGUGCCAGCCUCUCAGCCUCCCCAACUCUGCCUCAGUGGGACCCUGCCUCACCCUGGUCACUCUGACACUCCCCAGCCCAGGCCCAGCCCUCAGUCUCACCCUCCCUGGUACCCCCUCCCUCCCCAGGCCCUGGUUCUCCCCUCCUAGGCCUCGCAACGCCCCCGUCUUGUUUCUGUGGCUGCCCCCUGCACCCUUCCCAGCUGUCUUACCAGAAACCAGCCCUAACACGCCAGAGCUCCAUCUCUCAGGUCGGCCUCCUGCCCUCCUCCCUCCCUCCCUCCCUCCCUUCUGCCUCAGCCCCGCCCCGGCCCCUGGGGCCCUCCCUGCUCCCGCUCCGCUCCCCUCCUCGCCCCUCUGGACUGGCUGGGCAGGGCUGGGCCUGGCCGGUCGACAACGCAGGGGCUGGGGCAGGCAGAUCAGAGGGAGCUGAGGGAGGCCUGACCUGAGGCCAGCACCCGGAGCUGGUGGGAGCCAGAGCCAGAGCUCCCGCGGCCGCCCCUUCCCUGGGCCAGGUCAUGCGCUGCCCCAAGUGCCUUCUCUGCCUGUCAGCACUGCUCACACUCCUGGGCCUCAAAGUGUACAUCGAGUGGACAUCCGAGUCCCGGCUCAGCAAGGCCUACCCCAGCCCUCGGGGCACCCCGCCAGGCCCCACACCAGCCAACCCUGAGCCCACCCUACCUGCCAACCUCUCCGCCCGCCUGGGCCAGACUGGCCCGCUGCCCUUCGCUUACUGGAACCAGCAGCAGUGGCGGCUGGGGUCCCUGCCCAGUGGGGACAGCACUGAAACGGGGGGCUGCCAGGCUUGGGGGGCAGCCGCUGCCGCCGAGAUCCCUGACUUCACCUCCUACCCCAAGGACCUCCGCCGUUUCCUGCUGUCAGCAGCCUGCCGGAGCUUCCCACAGUGGCUGCCUGGAGGUGGUGGCGGCCAAGUCUCCAGCUGCUCGGAUACUGAUGUCCCCUACCUGCUGUUGGCCAUCAAGUCAGAACCAGGGCGCUUUGCAGAACGACAGGCCGUGAGGGAGACGUGGGGCAGUCCAGCUCCAGGGAUCCGGCUGCUCUUCCUGCUAGGGUCUCCGGUGGGUGAGGCGGGGCCUGACCUAGACUCACUAGUGGCCUGGGAGAGCCGUCGCUACAGUGACCUGCUGCUCUGGGACUUCCUCGACGUCCCAUUCAACCAGACGCUCAAAGACCUGCUGCUGCUGGCCUGGCUGGGCCGCCACUGCCCCGCCGUGAGUUUUGUCCUGCGAGCCCAGGAUGAUGCCUUUGUGCACACCCCUGCCCUGCUGGCUCACCUGCGGGCCCUGCCACCUGCCUCGGCCCGAAACCUCUACCUGGGUGAGGUCUUUACGCAGGCCAUGCCUCUCCGGAAGCCAGGAGGACCCUUUUACGUGCCCGAGUCCUUCUUCAAAGGUGGCUACCCAGCCUAUGCAAGCGGGGGUGGCUACGUCAUUGCCGGGCGCCUGGCACCCUGGCUACUGCAGGCGGCAGCCCGUGUGGCACCCUUCCCCAUUGAGGACGUCUACACUGGCCUUUGCAUCCGAGCCCUGGGCCUGGUGCCCCAGGCCCACCCAGGCUUCCUCACAGCCUGGCCAGCAGACCGCACUGCGGACCACUGCGCUUUCCGCAACCUGCUGCUAGUACGGCCCCUGGGCCCUCAGGCCAGCAUUCGGCUCUGGAAACAACUGCAAGACCCAAGGCUCCAGUGCUGACUCUCGGUGGGGAGGGCGGAGGUGCUGACCUGGCCCGGGCCCUGGCCUGGGCCUCUGGGGCCUGCCCCUGGCUCAGCCCCUCCUUCCAGGUCUUGAUGGGAGGGAGGAGGGCCUAGAAGCUGGACAACUUAAGCCACUCCUUGGCCUCCCCAGCCAGGGUCCUGGGCAGGAAAGAUGGGCUGGUGGGCUGUUUUUGCCUACUUUUGUGUUUGAAAAACAUGCACUCCCCACUCUGAGG